GGAAGUGUGACAUUGGAGAGUUUUCUAGCAAUGGUUUAAUGCCUUGCAAUAUUUGUCCAAGGGGCACAUAUAGUAGUGUGAAAAUGUCAAAAACUUGUGAACCUUGCCCUUGUGGAAAAACAUCAAAUCCAAAAAGCGACUCCGUGAAAAAGUGUACAGACUUUGAUAUUACUUUUGUAAAAAAGGAGGAUGCCAUUCUCUUCAAUGGUAGUCAGCCCUUGGAAUCCAGAAAUAUUACACUUUUCACAUGGAUUAAGAAUGACAAAUCUAACUUGGUGUUGCUGCAAGGAAAGUCGAGUUCUUCUGAUAUGAAGAUUACAUACGGGGAAACAGUCCUAGUGGAAAUCAAUGGAUGCAAAUUGAAUUUGAAUAUUACGAGAGAAAUCCAAAACUGGCAUCAUGUAGCAAUUAUUAUGAGCACAGAAAUAAACACGAUAAGUGUCUUUAUAAAUGGAAUAAUGGAUUCUCAAAAAAGUCUUCCCUGCCAUAUAAAUGCCAGUUUGAUCGAACCCGACUUCAGAUUUGCUGUUGUACUUGAUGAAGACCCAUCAACAGAAAUCUCGAUAUCUGGGUAUCAGAUUACUCCAAAUGUUCCUUCUGGUGACGAAAUCUUUCGACAUUCAUCGUCAUGUAGUUACAUCGGGAAUGAUACAUAUGUUACAUUGAGUAACAUUGACUGGACAUCGUUUGAUAGCUCACACAUUAAAACACCAAGCCAAUGUGACAAUGUAAAUCAGUGUAUGCCAAAUCCAUGUAACGGCCACCGCUGCAUAGACUUGGUUAGAAACUACAGAUGCCACUGUACCAAUGGAUUCACUGGUGAAACUUGUGAGAUUCCCCCCGACUACUGUAGCGCAGCGCCGUGCAAAAACGGUGGUGUUUGUCAGAAUGGAAAAAACACUCAUAUAUGUACAUGUUCGAAAGAGUUCAAAGGGAUAAAUUGUGAAAUUCCUAUCGUGAACGGUGGUUGGAGUGCAUGGGGUGAUUUUUCUGACUGCUCAGUAUCAUGCAAUGGAGGCAUUAAGACGAGAUCUCGUGUUUGCAAUAAUCCAUUUCCGGAUCCUGAAGGUCUUCAAUGUGACUCUUCAUUGUCAUCGGAAAGUUUACCAUGUAACACAAAGUCAUGUCCAACUUGUCCGGAACUUCAACUCUCCUUUGGUAACGUAAUGAACUGUUCGGAUAUUAGUGGAGAUAAAGUUUGUUCAGUGUCUUGUGUAGCAGGAUAUACGUUUGUACCAGAAAAUCUUCCUCUCAAAGAGUAUCAAUGUGGACAAAGUACUGGUUAUACUUGGAAUGGCCUUACACCUGCUUGUGGGAAAGCGAUGAUACCGAAUAAAUUAUCUUCAGUAACUGCCAUUGAGUACAACUCUUCAAUUCCAUGUACAGACUCUUCCUUAGCCAUAGAAACUCUUCAUAAAAACUUAGAAUCAACAUUGUCCUGCUAUAAACAUGGGAUAUGUGAACUAACAACUUCAAUAGACGAAUGUGAAAACAAAAACGAAGCAGGUUCUUUAAAAAUAACUUUGAAUGCAAUACUUCCUGCUGUGGACUUGGAUUUGUUACAUUACUUGACAACAGGAAUGUUGAACAAAGGUUUGAAACUCUUGGUAAAUACACUGGUAGACCUAGAAAACUCUACCAAAAAAAUAAAUGAUUCAAACGAAAUCCUUUCCUUCGACAUGGGCGGGGUUAAAUAUUCACCUUCAAGGAAACAGGCUACAGGAAUUGUUGUGUGUGGAGUCGGACAAGGAAGUGAUGGCCCUAUUUGCAUUGAUUGUCCAAUGGGCACGUAUUCAACGGCUGGGAAAUGUCUUCAAUGCCCAAAAGGAACUUAUCAGAGUGAAAUUGGACGAACUCAGUGCAUUAUUUGUCCUUCUGGUUUAGGUACAAAAUUUGUAGGAUCUCAGGAUGUCUCCAAAUGUACUGAAGUGACAAACGGUACCUCGAACUCUUUUGAGGAAGACCAAGGAAGUAGCACUUUGGAAGUUACAGAAGCUGUGAUUAUUGCACUCUCUGUGACGACGAUUGUAACGGUCCUCCUGAUUGUGCUGAGUGUAAUUUUUCGGCGUUAUUGUCGCAAACGAGAGAACGAGAAGCCAGAUGAGGCUUAUAUGAGGAAAAUAUCUAUCUUAAGUACUGGAAACAUGCAGACUCUUCAAAAACCUAAACGUGAAUGGGAAGAACGCAAGGGCAAUAUUUACGUCAGUAUGCCACCAAAGAAAUUUCGUGCUUAGAAUAUUUUAUAAUGAAUUUUGAAAAUCUUACAUUUAAUGAUUUUCUACCAGAAACAAACAAACUGAAUGUAAGA
Messenger RNA from Saccostrea cuccullata (small rock oyster), 2308 nucleotides. RefSeq lists its product as uncharacterized. The transcript is spliced from 14 exons. Lineage: Eukaryota; Metazoa; Mollusca; Bivalvia; Ostreida; Ostreidae. Gene Ontology annotation, molecular function: calcium ion binding. The annotation marks the transcript as partial. The record is from RefSeq and is a predicted model, not a curated record.